Mycetomoellerius zeteki is the source of this 3247-nucleotide messenger RNA. Its product is annotated as membrane metallo-endopeptidase-like 1. NCBI's taxonomy places the organism in Eukaryota, Metazoa, Arthropoda, Insecta, Hymenoptera, Formicidae. Gene Ontology annotation, biological process: protein processing. The record is from RefSeq and is a predicted model, not a curated record. Gene Ontology annotation, molecular function: metalloendopeptidase activity. Gene Ontology annotation, cellular component: plasma membrane.
CCAAACAGAUUGGUAUCUGAAUCUCGGAGGAAGGCAACAACCUCCCUUUACGAUCUCCUUCUCUCUUUUAUUUCCUCCGGAAAAGAUCAUUGAAUAGAUAACGGAAAAAUCGUGAGAAGAACGAGAAAAACGUAGCGGCCACGAGAAGUUUCCGGUUGAUAUCCCGGAAACGGCCGUGGGUCUCUCGGCUGAAGUAAAAGCCGGGACGAAAGAAAAGGACACAAGACGGAAGAGUGUGUGGUUAUGUGCUAGUGAGACUCAGGCAAAAAGACAUACCCAAGACAUAGAAAACACUAAUCUAGUCACGAUGACCAACAGCAUGAAGCAAACGGUUAUCAAAAACCCAACAUGGUGGAAGAGGCGGUCCGGUUUGGAACGCGGAUUAACGGUGAUAGCGGUUUCCGGGUUCCUCCUGUGCAUCGCUUUGGCGGUCGCCCUCGGAAUUUUGGCGGCCAACACGACAUGCAACACCAAAUCCGAUACUGUUAACGUAGAGAUGCUACCAUCCACAGCCGAGGCGUUAAGCGGUUUGGAAACAUCGAAGAACAUAACAACACUGAUGGCGAAAUGCAAUGAUGUCUGUUUAACAUCUGAAUGCAUUCACACAGCCUCUAACGUAAUAAAAAAUAUGGAUCCUAAUGUGGAGCCCUGUGAUGACUUUUACAAAUUCGCCUGCGGUGGAUUCUUAGAAUCCACAAUUAUUCCCGACGAUAAAACUAGCGUGACUGCGUUCUCUACUAUCGUUGAUGAUCUCGAGGAACAACUGCGACUCAGCAUUGAGGAAGAAAGUCCUCCAAACGAGCUGAGACCGUUUAGGCUUGCCAAAGACUUCUACAAGGCCUGCAUGAACAAAACCGCUAUCGAGGCGAGAGGCUUGACACCAUUAUUGAACAACCUAAAAAAACUCGGUGGCUGGCCCGUUCUGGAAGGCGAGAAAUGGAAUGACGGCGACUUCACUUGGAAAGAUUCCGUUUACAAAUUCCGGAGAUUGGGCUAUUCAGUGGAUUACUUCAUCGAUUUCGGCGUCAGUGUCGACUUGAAGAACAACUCUAGGCGUUUGAUCGACCUCGAUCAAGCAGCGCUUGGACUCUCGCGCGAAUAUCUGUCGAAAGGCUUCAACGAGAAAAUCGUCCAGGCAUAUUACAAGUACAUGGUGGAUAUUGCUGUAAUUCUCGGAGCCGAUUCUGACCGAGCCCGCACAGAAUUAAAAGAAUCACUUGAAUUUGAAAUAAAGCUUGCAAAUAUCUCUCUGCCCAAUGAGAAACGGCGCAACGUGACUCUUCUCUACAAUCCCAUGACUGUGAAUGAGCUGUCCUUAGCCUAUUCUAAUAUACCGUGGUGGGAAUACUUUAACACCAUCCUCGCACCGCAAGCACAACUAACUCAGGACGAGAUAGUUAUUGUGAAUGUACCCAGCUAUCUAAAGGACUUCGAACAACUAAUCAGUACGACGCCAAAAAGGGUGCAGGCAAACUAUGCACUUUGGAGAGCAACUGCUGCGUCGAUCAGCUAUCUAACGGAUGACAUCCGCAAGAGGCAACUCAAAUAUACAACGGAGUUAAACGGCAAAACAGACUCGAUGUACGUAAGAAAGUACUUUAAGGAGGAUGCGAAAAAAACCGCGCUCGAAAUGGUCGACGAUAUCAGGCAGGAAUUCACAAAGAUUCUGAAGAGGGUGGACUGGAUGGAUGAGAAGACCAGAAAAAAUGCUUUAGAAAAAGCAGCCGAUAUGACUUCACAUAUUGCCUAUCCAAAUGAAUUGUUGGACGACAGAAAGCUUGAAGAAUUUUAUCAGGGACUUGAAUUGAGUGCUGACGAUUAUAUGGGUAGCAUUUUUAACUUAUCUAUUUUUGGAACGAAUUUCUCAUUUGGCAGGCUAAGACAGCCAGUAAAUAAGACAGAAUGGAUAAGUCAUGGAAGGCCAGCUGUCGUCAAUGCGUUUUACUCGUCGAUUGAGAACAGUAUUCAAUUCCCCGCGGGUAUUUUGCAAGGCAUAUUUUUCAACAAUGAUCGGCCACAUUACAUGAACUAUGGCGGCAUCGGCUUUGUUAUUGGCCAUGAGAUUACCCACGGCUUUGACGAUCAAGGUAGACAAUUUAAUAAGGAAGGUAAUCUCGUUGACUGGUGGGAGUCAGAGACGAAGAAGCGUUAUCUCAAGAGAGCCGAAUGUAUAAUUCAUCAGUAUGGAAAUUAUUCCGUGAAAGAAGUUGGAUUGAACCUGAAUGGGAUAAACACACAAGGUGAAAAUAUCGCGGACAAUGGUGGCAUAAAGGAGGCCUAUUAUGCAUACAAAGAAUGGGUCAAACGAAACAAGCCGGAGCGGAGAUUACCGGGUCUGCCGUAUAGCCCAGAACAAUUGUUCUGGAUAAGUGCAGCUAAUUCUUGGUGCAGCAAGUAUCGACCGGAAGCACUAAAGCUGCGAAUUACGACUGGCUUCCACAGCCCAGGCGAAUUCCGCGUUCGAGGACCGUUGUCGAACAUGGAGGAAUUCUCGCAUGAUUUUAAUUGCCCGAUUGGCUCCAGAAUGAACCCCGAGAAGAAAUGUACCGUGUGGUAGAUCUCAGUAUCCUGCCAUAGCGACAUUGCCGCAGCAGAGAAUAUUUUAUCAGUGACGCUACUCGAAAGCAAGAACUGAAAUUUCGCUAUAAUACAGAGUAUGCAAAAAGGAAGCAUUCUCCACAGGGAAAUCCAUGGAGAUCGAAUCGACCUGCCUCACCUUAGACAUGUGGGAUAUAUAUUAUGUAUUGUCUUUAAUAAAUUUUUAUAAGAAGUGUCGCGGGACGCAUGUACGUGUAAAUAGAAAGAAACUGAAAUAACGUCGGGUUUGAAAAUUAAUUAAUUAUACAAAGUUUGAUUGCUUAAUUAUUUUUAAUACUAAAGCAUUAGUGAUUCCUAUACCAAUGACAAUAUUUGUCAAAGGUUUUAGAUUAUUACGGAGAAUAUUAAGUUAAAUUGUCUAGAGUGCUCUAAUGUAGUUGAAGAUUUUCAAGUUUGAAGAUUUUUAUGGUUGACAUGUAUGGUAAAAAAUGUUGGCAGCUUUAUUAAGAAUUUGCUUUUUAUCCUUUUUUUUAUUGUUGAUUGCUUUGUUAAAUUUGCUUCUUAUUGUUAGAAUAAAUUUUAAAGUAUUUUAUUGACACGGAGAUGAAUAGCAAUGUGGUACACACUGAUAUAGAAUGAGCCGCAAAAUCAAUAACGAGAAAGAAAUAUGAAUAGAACCGGCAUGAAUAUUUUUCAAUAAAAGAGGAUA